Haplochromis burtoni (Burton's mouthbrooder) is the source of this 2700-nucleotide messenger RNA. RefSeq lists its product as uncharacterized. The record is from RefSeq and is a predicted model, not a curated record. Gene Ontology annotation, cellular component: extracellular region; membrane. The coding region runs from base 336 to 2129 and encodes 597 amino acids. The transcript is spliced from 5 exons. Gene Ontology annotation, biological process: lipid transport; lipoprotein metabolic process. Gene Ontology annotation, molecular function: lipid binding. NCBI's taxonomy places the organism in Eukaryota, Metazoa, Chordata, Actinopteri, Cichliformes, Cichlidae.
AACAGAGCUCCCUGAAAGGCACAACCAAUAACAUUGGCCAUAUUUGUCACAUGAUGUAGGACUCCAGUAGAGAACAUAUUUUAACUCUUUGAGCACCGCUAGGUGAAUGAGACGUUGACAGAUCUUUUUUUUUUCCAAUCGGCUUUGAUUUUCUUUACUUGAAGAGAUCAAAUUAUUGGUGGGGACAAUUUAAUAAUCGCUGGAUAUUGGUGGGGACAUGUCCCUUCCGUCCAUGCCAAAUCUACACCCUUGGAUUAGUUUAAGGAGCUAAAAGCUGUUGAUUUGUGGUUUUCUCUGUGGAUAGAAGAAGACAGUGUACCACGUGAAGGUAAAGGAUGUCUGGGAAAAGAAAGGAGCUACAGACGGCCUUAUGCCACUACAUCACAGACACCCUCACCUACAUCCACACGGUGACAGGAUUCUGUGAGGGGUUCUCUAAAUGGCUGCUGUGGACAGAGACUGAGUUAGACACCUUGAUGGAUAUCAAAGAUGGCAUUGACGCACUAGACCUGAAAAUCACACAUGUUUACAAUUCAGAGGAAAAAUGCACGGCCUUUCUGAAAUUCAUGAAGGACAAAGUAAGUGCAGAUAGCAGGCGUGAAAAGCUGGAGAAGGAGCUGACUGAAGUGUUGGAGUACGUUUUGAGAGGCCAGGAGAAACUCGAGCCUUUCUUGGAUGCAGUGGAGAAGCUGGCAGUCACCUCACUGCAGGUAUUUAGAGAGAACCAGGAGUUACACCUGCCUGAAGGGAUCAGACUUGAACAUAUUCAGUCUGUCAUCAGUGCUGCACAACAAAUCUGCCCUCUGCUGCUGGAGUUUAAAAGAGAUUCAAAAGUCUUCUUUCUCCCCAAACUUGAGAAUGUGGAUGUGCUGGCAUAUCAGCUGGACAGAUAUAUAGUGACCUCCCAGGAAAUCCAUGAGAAGCUGGAGGAAAGUACCAUAAAUAAUAUCUGGCUGAAGAGCACAAAGGCUGUGGUAGACUUGAAUGUGGAUUUGUCUGAGGCUGGCAUAGAAAGUAUGCUUCAUCAUAUUUAUCUGCUUAAAGAAAUCAGGAUGGACCCAAACUUCCGGAUGGUGUUUUUAUUCCAGGAAAAGUCCUGUUCUGACUUCAUCAAAGUGGUCCAAAACCGACAGCCGGAUAUGCUGAAGUUCCUAGAAGACCUGGAGCAGUGUGCUGUACAGUUAGAUAGAAUGAAUAAGGGAGCAAAAAUCUCUAGCAUAACAGGCAGCUCAGUGGGAGCGGUUGGAGGUGUGCUGUCCAUUGUUGGUUUGGCGUUAAGUCCUGUAACAGCAGGCGCAUCUCUGGGUCUGUUAAUAGGUGGGACAGUAAUGGGAAUCUUGAGUGGAACCAACAGUGCUGUGACCACAUUCACAGAGAUGAGAGUUAAAAGAAGAGAAAAAAACAAAGCCAAUAAAGUCUUUCAGAAGUUCAUGAAAGAUGUGCAAAAUAUUAAGAAUUGUCUGGGAAAGGUGAUCAGUCAACCAACUGAUAACAUAGAAGUGGGUUUUUAUAAAAAUAUGUGCAUGGGAUUUGGAAAAGUUGGGUCAGUUGGAAAGAAGAUACGCACCCUGGUUAAAGAUGCUUCGAAUGUUAAAUUGGUAAAAUCUAAAAACCUGGUUACAGGUUCUGGCAAGAAAACAUUCAAAGGGUCUCUUGCUCUCUCUAAGGCAGGCAGAGCUAGUGCCAUUGCACUAAAUGCUUUCUUUCUAGGCAUGGACAUCAUCUCCAUUUGUCAAGAAAGCAUCAGUCUGGGUAAAGCCAACAAAACUAAAACCUCGCAGUUCAUCAGCGCCAGAGCUUCACUUUGGAAGUCAGAGAUGAAGUCAUGGCAAAACAUCUGUGACUCUCUGAAUGAAGGUCUGAAGACAUCAGACAAAAAGAAAGCUUUCCUAGAGAUGCCUUUUUAUCCAGAAAUGAAAAGACAAGUACAGAAAAAACAGUCUGUGUCUUUUGUGGAAAUGAAUGAAAAAGAGAGAGAAAUUAUGCACAAUAGACAGUCUGUAUCUUUUGAGAACAAACAAAGAGGCAGCAAACUGAAACUCAAAAGAGAGAUUUCUUUAUUUAUUGUCGUCCUAGGCUUAUUAGGGUGUGCUGCAUGGCUCUGUGGUACAUUUACCAAGAGUACUUAAGUUGACAUCGAGGAGUACGAAAGUGUGCCACUUUAUCUUUGGUUUUUGUGGCUAAUGUGGACUUGUGUGGAAAUUCUGACCAAUUUCUUGAGCUAUACUCUCUUUUGUCAGGAUCAAAGUUUUGCUAACAUCUUUCUUGUUGCUCUCAGAAAUAUCAGCGUAGCAAUAUUAAUUUAGACUUUGUAAUAGUUUGUUUUGCUUAUGAUUCUGCCUUCUCCAAUUCUUAUUUUCCCCCACAACAUUUUCUUCAUUGGAAUGUAACAGUAGUACGGUGUGGGGAUCAAUGGACAGACUCAUUGUGUAACUGUUUGCUGAUUCAGAUCCAUGUUAGGUGGUCAAACCAUAUAUGAAAUAAAGCCUGUACUCUUUUCAGCAGUCAGUGCAAUUUAGCUUUUAGCUGAUUGUUAAUUAGCUUUAGACCUCUCAAUUUACAAAUCCUGAUUUCCUAGAAAUUAUUAAUCAUAUUUUGUAUGUCAUAUGGAUACCCUGUCAAGCAUACCAGUUGUGAGAUUAUUUCAUAUAUCAGUUAUUAAUGUUUUGAUGCAUGCUCAAUCAUCCAGGUAAGGAAAUU